Messenger RNA from Mucor mucedo, 702 nucleotides. Its product is annotated as putative methyltransferase-domain-containing protein. The transcript is spliced from 3 exons. The record is from RefSeq and is a predicted model, not a curated record. The coding region runs from base 1 to 702 and encodes 233 amino acids. Lineage: Eukaryota; Fungi; Mucoromycota; Mucoromycetes; Mucorales; Mucoraceae.
AUGACUUCCUUGGAGAUAAACACAGACAUUGCAGAAUAUGGGGAUUUCAUUCAAAGAGAACAAGAAGUUGUGGCACAUAUCGGAGCUGUCAACUUUGAAGGCCUGAAUGAGCCGGUUUUGUUGUCGCAAGAUCUCAGUGGGGGAUGUGGUGGCAAGAUUUGGGAAUGUGCCGAGAUCAUAGUGAAUUACUUUGUCUGGAAGAAUGGGCAAGGUGAGGGGUCACUUUUUAAAGAUAAGACUAUUAUUGAGAUAGGCGCUGGAACGGGUUUAGUUGGCUUGGCCGUAGCUAAGAUUUGUCCUGACCUUAAACAGCUUAUUAUCACAGACCAAAUAGCCAUGAUGAAUUUGAUGCAAGAGAACACCAAGUUAAAUAAUCUCGGUCAUCUUGUUAAACCCAAGAUUUUAAAUUGGGGAGAAGAAAUUGACCAAGAGUUUUUGGAGGCAGAUGUUAUAUUAGCAUCUGAUUGUAUCUACAUGGAAGAAGCAUUUAUACCCUUAAUUGAAACAUUUUUCGCAUUGACUACAAACAAGAAUGCCAUAAUUUACUUGAUGUAUCGUAAAAGACGAAACGCCGAUAAAAGAUUUUUCCAAAUGGCUAAAAAGAAAUUCGAAUUUACUGAUAUCAUGGACGAUCCCAAUAGAGAUGUGUACACUAGACGAGGAUUCCGUCUCUUUGCUGUCAAAAGAAAGGCCACUAAAUAA